Teleopsis dalmanni is the source of this 1795-nucleotide messenger RNA. Its product is annotated as protein scabrous-like. The transcript has 3 exons. The record is from RefSeq and is a predicted model, not a curated record. Lineage: Eukaryota; Metazoa; Arthropoda; Insecta; Diptera; Diopsidae. The coding region runs from base 1 to 1455 and encodes 484 amino acids.
AUGUAUGGCCUCAACACUGAAUCCUUGGCAGAUCACAAACGCCGUCAUUGUCACUUCCAACGCCAAGAAAUACAUGAACUUCAAUUGGCGCAACGUAGCAUGCGGCGCAAGCUGAACGAACUGAAAUACCACCGCAUUGACGAACGCGUACGCAGCAUCGAAAUAGAGCAACAUCGUCUUGCGGAUGCCAAUUUCAAUUUGAGUCGCCAAAUUGCCACGUUGGACAAAUUGCAUUUGUCGAUGCUGGAACUGCUGGAGGACGUAGAAGGUCUACAAACUAAAAUUGACAAGAAUGUGCCCGAGCUACGGCAUGAAAUAUCCAAAUUAGAAUUUACAAAUGCACAACUAACAUCCGAACAGAAUAUGCUGCGUGAGGAAAGCAAAAAUAUGGCACGUUCCAUACAAGCCAUGGCAAUGAGUGUAAGCACUUUACAGGAUGAACGUGACGGCGUCCGGAAAAUGGAAACAACUGUAACCAAACUCCAAGCACAAGUCGAUCGUUCACAAAGUGUCCUACAGGAUGUGCAACGAGCAUUGACACAUCACAGAAGAGCUGACAAUAAGCUUCAACAAUAUGGAAUUGAUUUCAAUGAUGAACUAGAAAACAACACUAAUAGUGUUAAUAAUACCAACAAUACGAAUUUAUCUCAAAAUGCUGAAACAUUGGUUGAAAAGUUAGAAAAGGUUGAGUUACAAUACGAGUCCAUCAUAAAUAAAUUACCACAAGAUUGCAGUGAUGUUGCACAAAGUACUGAAGGUCUUUAUUUGAUUGCGCCUGCUGGUCAGCAUCAUCCAUUAAUGGCCCAUUGCACAGCAGAUGGCUGGACAACUGUACAACGACGUUAUGAUGGCAGUGCUGAUUUUAAUCGUUCGUGGGAAGAUUAUGCUGCCGGUUUUGGCACACCUGCUGGUGAAUAUUGGAUUGGUAACGAGCAAUUGCACCAUUUGACCGUGAAUAACUGCACCGAAUUACGUAUAAUUAUGCAAGAUAUUUACGACAAUGUUUGGCAAGCACAAUACAGUAACUUCUAUAUAGCUUCACGCGCUGAUGGCUUCCGCCUGCACAUUUCCGGCUAUCGUGGCAAUGCAUCAGAUGCUUUAGACUAUCAGCAGGGUAUGCAAUUCUCAGCGAUCGAUGUAGAUCGUGACAUCUCACAAACGCACUGUGCUGCUAACUAUGAGGGUGGAUGGUGGUUCUCUCAUUGUCAGCAUGCAAAUUUGAAUGGACGCUACAAUCUCGGUUUGACAUGGUUCGAUGCGUCGCGCAAUGAAUGGAUUGCCGUCAAAUCAAGUCAAAUGCAAAUAAAGCGUCAAUCAGCAGCAGUUUGUGCUUAUAGAAAUGCUAAACGAUAUGCUGCAACUGCUUCUGAUGUGACAAGUGCGACGACAAUUAUAUCUAGCGAAGUACCGACAACCACAACAACAGCAACGUAUUCAUCCGGUGUACAAGUGUAGAAUGCCUUUCAGAGCAUUCAUACAAAUCAUCAUACCAUGGAAAACCCAAACACAUUAAAAUUAUAAAACUAUAAACAAUUACAUACGCGUAUCUUUGCUAGAGUUAGAACCACCAUAGCCAUGCCUGCUGUAGUUUGACGUGCAGACCGUUCAUAUAAUAUUGCGUAUGUGAGAAGUCAAUAGAUUUAUGCGUUACGAUAAGGCGUCAUCCAUAUGGAGAUACUAAUUACUAUAAAAUUUUGUAAAUAUUUUCAAUAUAUAAAGGCAAGUUGUGAACAUGCUUUCUAUGUAAGUCCAGAGUUACUAUUUAAUUAAGUUGUAUUUAUAUUAGAAUUUCUGA